CGGAAAGCUUAUGCGUCAGGUCAACGCAAGUUCAUCAAAUUUUGCCGCCAAGCUGGAAAGUUCCACUCCCAUGGCUCACCUUGCCCUGCAGACGAGUGGACUUUAUGUUUGUUCAUUUCAUUUCUUGCAGAGUCGAUUCACCAUUCUUCAAUUAAAGUUUAUUUAUCUGCAGUUCGCUCCUUGCACAUUGAGAAAGGUUUUCAUGACCCUCUGCUUAAUUGCUUGCGGCUUCAACAGGUGUUGAGAGGGGUCAAGCGUUCUCAGGGUUCCCCGGCUGCUCAGCGCUUUCCGAUUACUGACAGCCUUCUCUUGGUCAUUCAUUGGGCGUUGGACCUCAAGUUUUUCGAUCAUUGUGCCUUUUGGGCAGCCUGCAUGCUGGGUUAUUUUGGUUUUCUCCGUGCUGCUGAAUUUACAGUCCCCAAUUUAGCCAGCUUUUCUCCAGCUAUUCAUCUUUCAGUGGCUGACAUCGCAGUGGAUUCACGGCAGUCGCCAACAUGCCUCCGUGUUAGGAUAAAAGCGUCGAAAACGGAUCCGUUCCGUCAAGGCUGCCACAUCCAUAUUGGUUUGGGAAGGGCACCCCUCUGCGCUGUUCACACUUUG
Messenger RNA from Porites lobata, 600 nucleotides. The record is from the annotation of a GenBank genome assembly. Lineage: Eukaryota; Metazoa; Cnidaria; Anthozoa; Scleractinia; Poritidae.